Messenger RNA from Tarenaya hassleriana, 1416 nucleotides. RefSeq lists its product as uncharacterized. The record is from RefSeq and is a predicted model, not a curated record. Lineage: Eukaryota; Viridiplantae; Streptophyta; Magnoliopsida; Brassicales; Cleomaceae. The transcript has 3 exons. Bases 1 to 1110 code for a protein of 369 amino acids.
AUGGCUGAUCAAACCCCUUCUCACACCUCUUCUACCUCCGACACUCCAUCUGCAAAUCACCCACCCUCUGUUCUUCAAAACCCAGAUCCUUCUUCCCCCUCUCUUUUACAAACCUCCGUUGUUCAAAAUCUCGAUCCGUAUGCCAACCCUCUUUUUCUUCAUGCUGCGGAUUCCUCCAGUUUCAUCCUUGUUUCUGAGAAAUUGCAAGAAGAACGUAUCGAAAAUCUUUCUGAAAUCGGGAGUCUGAUCCUCUACCUGGAUGAGGCAGACGUUAUUUGGCAUACUCUGGAAACCCAAUACAAACAGAAGAACGUAUCGAAAAUCUUUAAUGUGGAGCAGAAGAUAGAGUCCCUCCAACAGGGAGCUUUAGAUCUCAACACGUUUUAUACGAAGCUGAACACUCUUUGGGAAGAGCUGAAAAAUUAUGAGCCAUACCCGAUUUGCUCUUGCGGCGGUUGCUCGUGUCACGCAAAUGCCCAGUUCGUCGAACUGGUUGAACGCCGUAAGGUGGUCCAGUUUCUGAUGAAGCUCAACGAAUCAUAUCAUCCUGCUCGACGCCAGAUUCUCAUGCUGGAGCCUCUUCCGAGUAUUUCCAAGGUUUACAAUCUGGUGUCUCAGGAAGAACAUCAACGUCAGGUUCGUUCUUCCUCCACUGACCCUGUCGUUUUUCAAGCCUCGGCAUCACGUUUUCCCAGGAGCAGAUUUACCCCUCUAUCUCAAGGGAAACCUCGUCCCGUAUGUGCACAUUGUGGCUUGAAAGGACAUACAAUUCAUCGCUGCUACAAACUGCAUGGGUAUCCGCCAUCUUCUCGAUCAUUUGGCUCAUCUCAGCCGCCUCUCCUGCCGACACCUAGGUCAGGUAUGGACUCCAACCUGUCAAACCCUGUUAAUCUGGUUGUUUCUGAGUCAGGCCUUCAGUCCAAGCCCAGUAUGACGUCUGACGCAUCACUAAGCACCAUGGCCCAGGCCCAAGCCUUGUUCGACAACUUUCAGUCUCAGCUUAAACUUCUAGGUUCUUCCUCCAAAAUUUCAGACUCGGUUGCUGUUACUGAAUCCACCACAAACCUUACACCAGGACCCUAUGCAGGGCUUGAUGAUUGGGAGGGGUGAGCUUUUUCGGAACUUAUACAUACUUCGGCCAUCCACCACGCCUUCUCUCUUUCCCUGCCUUCAUUUCCAGCUUUUUCAAUCUCUAGUGUUGAUCUCUGGCAUCAACGUCUUGGACACCCCUCUAGCUACAAAGUGCAAGCAUCAAGCACCUCUUCAUCUCUGUCUUUUGUUCCUUCAACAUCUGUUAAUACAGAUUGCAGUAUAUGUCCUUUAGCUAAGCAAAGACGAUCUUGUUUUCCUGUUGGUCGACAUUUGUCUCUAAAACCUUUUGACUUAUUACAUAUUGAUACUUGGGGGCCCUUUCAU